CGUCCGUGAACGGUUGGGGAUCGAUCGAGCCAUCAAUGCUUCCCCGCGACACUUCCCCCCUUCCCCUCCGUCUCUGUGCCCCGAAAUCCCCGUCACCCUCGCCCCGCGAGAGCUCCAACCACCCCCUUCGCCGCCUACGUCCUCUGAUCACGCCCUAAACCCUAGCUUUUCCCUUCCCCACGCCAUCGAUCCAAACCCUAGAAGCGCCUCUGCGUCGCUACCUCGCCCUCAAUCGCUCGGAUCCUGCGUUCCUCUCGAAGAAUUCGGUCGUUUUCGUCGUCUCUGCGGAGGGGAGAUCUCCUUGUUGGAAUCAAUGGUUUCCGGGGAGUAAUUGGAGGUGAUUUGAGGGGAAUUAGCGCCCGAUUCGAUCUACUUCACCAUUGUAGGGAGCAGGGAUGCGAAUAUCGAGGAAGAUCUCGCUUGCUGAUCACCUAUGUUUCGGCGAAUGAGAUGCCUUGUCGGCUUGGAUCCGAAGAGCGCGCCAUCGAGGAGGAUUUUGAGCUCCAAGAGCGCUCCUUCGUCGCAACGGAGGGCCGUUGUGUUCAAGCCACCAGAUAUGUUGGAGACACUGCACGAGAUCGCUAUUUACAUACAUCGGUUCCAUAAUCUCGAUCUCUUCCAACAAGGAUGGUACCAAAUAAAGGUUAGUGUAAGAUGGGAGGAUAGUAGCCGAGAAUCUUGCGGUACUCCUGCGAGAGUCGUGCAGUACGAAGCUCCUGACGUCGGCUCGGAUGAUGUCUUGGGCAUUUGGAAGAUAGAUGAUGCUGACCACAGUUUCUAUACCCAGCCUUUUCGAAUCAAAUACGCUAGACAGGAUGUUUACCUGUGUGUUAUGGUCUCUUUUAACUUGCUUAUAGGGCAAGAUGAGGGUCCAUCAACUUCUGCAGUAAUACUGAAAUUUGAGCUUAUGUAUGCUCCAUUCUUGGAAAAUGGUUAUGAGACACAGACUUCUUUUGAUGUUCCGGCUGCAGUCCACGAAUUCAGGGUUCCUUAUAAAGCACUGCUUGGCUUGCAUUCAUAUUGUCCCGUCCAUUUCGAUGUUUUCCAUUCUGUGCUUGUGGAUCUGACUAUUCACAUUGCUUUUCUCAAAUCCGGUACAGCCACAUCUUCAUUGAAGGUACCCAGUACUGGUAACAUGGUGGAAAAUGUUGCUGAUGAGCAUUCUCAAACACCUAAUCAAAUAUUGAAUCAAGGUUUGGGAUCAAAAGCAAUAGAAAUCAUUAACUCGUUAUUAGCUUCUCGUGGAAUACUUCUUGCAGAACUCCAAAAGAUCAGUGAAGCAAUUGGUCAGACGAUUGAUGAUUUACAGGAUGCUGACUUGAAUCUUGGUAGAUUUGAGUUGAUCAACUCUUCUUUGAAACCAAGAUUGCCUGGUUCUAGUGCUGGAAGUUCUAACAAGAAGAUGGGUGUUGGACAGCUGGCUGGAAUUUUACAAAAUAUUUUGGAGAAAUCAGAUGGCAUGGUUGACUUUGGAAAUGAUGUUAUGCUGUAUACUCUUUCUAAGGAAGAAUUAUUGGAUUUAUUUCUCACUGUGGGCAACCAACUUUCAUUUAUUUGGAAUGCUUUUCUGAACUUCCAUAGGAUAAAUAGAAUCAAGAUAAUUGAACAUUUGUAUGAUGUCUGGGCUGCUGAUCGGAAGGCAGAAUGGUCAAUAUGGACGGUCCAUUCAAAGAUUGACAUGCCAACUCACUACUUGAGAAGUGGAGCUGAUGACUCUUCACAUCGUAACUCGCUUGGCAAAGUUGUAGUUUCAAGGAAGUUCAGCGAUGAUCCGGCACAAAGUGCGAUUUCACGUGCUGAACUCCAUAGGAAAAGCAUUGCACAAAUGAAGAUCAACACUCGGUCUAUACAAGAUAUGCACAUCUUUGGUGACCCUUCGCGUGUUCCUGUUGUUCUUAUAGAGCAGCAUGUCAUGAAUGUUCCACAGCAUGGUUCUAGCAAAAAUUUGUCAUUGAACUUAAUGGAUCAGAAUGAUACUGCUGCACUACCCAGAAGGCCUGUAGAACAUGGCAUGCCCAAAGUUAACAGCGGUAAAAGAAGUGGUCGCGUACUGAAAGUUGUCAUCUUUGUGCAUGGAUUUCAGGGACACCAUCUGGAUCUAAGGCUUGUUCGGAAUCAGUGGCUUCUAUUAGAUCCUGGAGCCGAGUGUCUCAUGUCAGAGGCCAAUGAAGAUAAAACGUCUGGAGACUUCCGAGAAAUGGGUAGGAGGUUGGCUGAAGAAGUGAUUACUUUCCUUAAGAAAAAGAUGGAUAAACUUGCAAGAUAUGGAGGCUGCAAAGACAUAAAGCUUAGUUUCGUUGGGCAUUCCAUUGGAAACAUCAUUAUAAGAAGUGCAUUAUCAGAGAGUGCGAUGGGGCCUUUCCUGAAGCACCUAUAUACGUACGUGUCAUUAUCUGGCCCACACUUGGGUUAUUGGUACAGCUCAAACUCUUUGUUCAAUUCUGGACUCUGGCUUCUAAAGAAGCUAAAGGGAGCUCAAUGCAUCCAUCAGCUCACAUUCACUGACGAUCAAGAUCUCCCGAAUACUUUUUUUUACAAGCUCUGUAAGCAAAAAACUUUGGAGAAUUUCAAGAACAUUAUCCUUUUGUCAUCACCGCAGGAUGGUUACGUUCCAUAUCAUUCAGCCAGAAUCGAGCUAUGCCCGGCAUCUUCUUGGGAUAAUUCGAAGAAGGCACAGAUUUUCAUGGAAAUGCUGAACAAUUGCCUGGACCAGAUACGUGCACCGACCUCCGAAAGGAGAGUAUUCAUGCGUUGCGACGUGAACUUCGAUACUUCUUUGCAAGGGAGAAAUUUAAAUACCAUAAUCGGGCGUGCUGCUCAUAUCGAGUUCCUCGAGACAGACACUUUUGCAAAGUUCAUCAUGUGGUCAUUCCCUGAACUCUUCCUCUGAUGGCUUGCUUCAUAUUAUAGAUUAGAGAAAAUCCCUAUUUUAACAAUAUAGAAGUUAUUUAACUACCAAGCAAGAGGAGAUGAGAUAUUUUAGUUGUUCAAUGAAGAGAUCUGGGGCAGAGCUGAGUACCUAACUUGAGAUUUUCAUGUUAUUGUAAAGUUUUGUUUCAUUAGCUGGAAUUGUUUUGGUUAGAGAGGUGUAUAAAUAUUUAUUGUUGUUAAUUUCCAAGUGUAAUUAUGUUGUUAUGUUCAGCGUUCUGAUUAUAUUAUUGUGUGAGGGUAUGCUUGUGUCGAAAAUUAGUGUUUUACAGGUCUAGAUGAUCUAGAGAGGUAUUGAAAUCUAAUUUAUUGGUUUAGAUUUUAGCUCUUUUAUAACUGAUGGUGGAAUAAGAAGUGUAUGACUUAUUUGA
Messenger RNA from Ananas comosus (pineapple), 3299 nucleotides. RefSeq names its product protein FAM135B-like. The record is from RefSeq and is a predicted model, not a curated record. The coding region runs from base 434 to 2890 and encodes 818 amino acids. The transcript has 15 exons. Lineage: Eukaryota; Viridiplantae; Streptophyta; Magnoliopsida; Poales; Bromeliaceae.